UCACUGCCGCCCUGUCGGUGUGAGGAUGAGCUGAGUGUGAGGAUGCGCUCACCGGAGCGCAGCAGAAGCAGCCGCUCACUUCAACCUGGCCACCAUGGUGAAGCGCGCGCUCCCCGGCCUCUCCGUUGCGCUCGCGGCGCUGCUGCUGAUUCCUGGGCGCGCGGCGGACCAGUACUCCACCAAGACAGAGCCGGACUACGAGUUUGGGGACUACCGGGGCAAGUGGUGCAUUGACGACCAUGGCUUCGUGUACAGCAUCGGAGAGGUUUACUACCCGAGCCCCACCGCGUGCCCCUGCACCUGCACCGUGGACGGCCCCGUGUGCGUCCAACCCAGGUGUCCCCGCAUCCACCCGCAGUGCACGCGGAUCAGGUAUAAGGCGUGCUGCCCUGUGUGUGAGGCCAUGGCCAGAGUCUGCGUCUACGGAGGCAAAACCUACAGACUGCUGGAGGAGUUCAGGGUGUCGAGGUGUGAGCGGUGUCGCUGCGAGGCCAACAGAGAGGUGUACUGCAGCAUCUCCGACUGCCCGGCCCCUCACUGCGUGAACCCCACCUAUGAGCCCAACCACUGCUGUCCCAUCUGUAAGACUGGUCCCAACUGUUUUGCCGGGAGCAGGGUGAUCCCGGCAGGGGAACGUGUGAACAUCGACGAGGAGACGGUGUGCUACUGCACCUACAGGGACGGAACGUGGCACACCCACCCCCAGGCCACCUGCGAGCAGCGCUCCCUGCCCAGCUCCACACUCCGUACCCGCACCGACGCCCCCAUGGAUGAGGACGUGGCAGGGAGACUGUUCCCUAGACUGGAUCUGAUACCCUAAAGCAAACUGACUGAAGCAGAGUUACUGGUCAGUUAUAAACAACCCCCAGUUCUCAGUCAGUGGGACUCAGAGCAGUGAAUGUUUGGGAAUCAUGACUCCAGCCCCUGGUUCCUGAUGCUCACCAGCAUUCAGCAUUAUUUAAGUUAAGUUUAGGUUCACUGAUAAAUACUGACAUACAUCCUAAUGAUGAAAUUAGAUCAAAUUAGAGUUACUAACAGCAACAUUACAUGGAGGAAAUGGUCAAAAGUGUCGGAAACGUAGCGACUGUUGUCACAACUUCAAACAGGUGAGAUCUGGUGGAAGCCCAGAUGUUGCCCACAUCUGUUGUUUGUGACACACAGAUUCUGUUUAGUUUUUGUCAAAGUCCGAAUAAUUCCUGUUACAGACUGAAGAAACCUCAUCACACCAGAACCAGAACCAGAACUGUUCUGAUGUUCUCACUGAGACUACCUGACCUUUCUGUCUGGAGUUCUAACUGUGACACUAAUCAACUGGAAUUACAGUAAUGACAUGUGAAUAUUGUACUAACAAAUAUAUACAUUUACAAAAACAUAUUUGAUUAUAUUACCAUAUUUUAACGUAUUUAAUGUUCACCUGCAGCAACACAUCCUGACUCCAUUCUGUCUCACCUGUCAGACUGAGUGGGGCUACACUGAUCUGGUUAAGAUAAACUUAUCUUGUUAACAUAUUCUGAUAUAAUUAUGAGAAAUUGAUCUGGUUAUGAUUAACUGAUCUGAAUUGAUGCUACUGUGCAGUUCAGCCGAUGUGAUGAGUCACAUUUUCAGUUUUUUACAUUUAUUGCAGAAAACAAGAGAAAAUUUAAAUUCUUCUAAAAAAUGUGACUUGGACCUUGUUACGGUCCGACCAGUAAGGCACAAGGACAAAGGCGUAUAUAAAAAAAUAUUUUCUAUUUAUUUUCCCAAAAAUUCUUCACAAAAAGACUUCCAACAUCAAAUCUCAAAAAUAUAACAAAAUGGGCCCAAAAGAAAUCAACUAAGGCAGACCUAACUCAGGAUAACAAACCAAAAACUGACCUCAAACUCAGCAAAACAAAGUAGUUAAUGAUUCAAAUAAACAAAAGGUGUUUACUAAAUGUGUGCACCCAUAAUAGUAAACAACCUAAUGCAAUAAACAC
Molecule: messenger RNA, 1955 nt
Organism: Xiphophorus hellerii (green swordtail)
Lineage: Eukaryota; Metazoa; Chordata; Actinopteri; Cyprinodontiformes; Poeciliidae
Product: von Willebrand factor C domain-containing protein 2-like
Exons: 3
Coding region: 95-820 (241 amino acids)
Biological process (GO): negative regulation of BMP signaling pathway
Cellular component (GO): AMPA glutamate receptor complex
Molecular function (GO): protein binding
Source: RefSeq, a predicted model, not a curated record